Molecule: messenger RNA, 3465 nt
Organism: Microbotryum saponariae
Lineage: Eukaryota; Fungi; Basidiomycota; Microbotryomycetes; Microbotryales; Microbotryaceae
Source: the annotation of a GenBank genome assembly
AUGCAAGAGCCAGUCCGACUGUCCUACACGUCAGUACCGAGCUAUUUGAUUGCCGUUAUUGACUCUGGACUGACCUUGCUGUUGUUAUGCCUGCUGCUGUUGCUGCUAUGCCGCUACCGUCGCCCGUUCGCGCACAGGAUCCACUCGUGCUCGGGCUACACCUCGACGUUCCAGCCUCACCACAUCCUGACAGACAACCCAUCCGAUCAGUCCUCACGCUGGACUGCACUCAACACCAAGCAGCCGACUGCAGCCUCGGCCGCCGCGUCGUCCCCGGCGUCGUCAUCAUCGGCGUCGAACAACUCGUUGAGCGCCACAAACCCCCACGCGGACGACCGGACCAACACGAAUGGAGGCGCAGCAGCAGCGGGGGCGCGACCAUCCACAUCAGGAUUGAAAAGAUCCCGGGAUAUUCAAUACAUUACGUUGGAGCUCGAACAACCAGCGAUCGUCACCGCGAUCGGCUUUGGCAAGUACCACAAGUACGAACGACCUCUGAGCUCGAAUUUCUCCUUCAGCAAGCAACGUUGACAUCUUCUCUCCUUUCAAUCUGGCUCGCAGGGUUCAUCCGUGCAACUUGCACGAGUUCAGUGUCUACGGUGGCAUGUCGCCUGACCUGUCGUGCAUGGAACCGCUGCUCCACGCCGGGCUCAAGAACGACUUUCAGCCUGAGCAGUUCAAGCUGCCGACCGAUGCCGCUGCACCUCCUGGCAAACCAUCAGCAGUGAGUCUACUCAUGAUUCCAUUGUGAACUCUUGCUGAAGGGAUAUGCUGGCGAAUUCUUCACUCGCCGUCACUCGCCGUCACCCGCCCUCGGCAGGUUCUUCCUUCCAAAUUCAUUCGAAUUGAUGCGCUCACGCCCCACACGCAAAAUUACAACGGUCAGUCUUGGAGGACUGGAGCAGACUCGAACGAUUCUCCACUGACAUAGUGUAAUGUCCCCUUCACCAGUCUCAAUCUGGCAUGUCUGGUUGAUGGGUCUCACGAACGACAUCGACGCGGCACUCGUGGCUUACGACACCGUAAGAAUCUUCCCUCGGUCGUGCGUCGCCCAAAAGCCCGGAUCUGACCGUAUCGCCCCCUGCCCACAGUAUCGAUCAGCUACGACGACCCACCUCGUCCUCUCACACCUUCGAAGAUCCGCACUCCUCCCGACAUUCCAAUCGCUGCUCGACUCGAUCCCUCCGUCCGUGGCCUCAUCGUUCGAACACCCACUUCUCUCGCAGUUGCACGACACCAUCGUCGUACGAGGCGACUUUGUCGGAGCGGAGCGAUUGCUCGAAGAAGCGAAAACACAGAACCUGUUCCGAGAAUGGACGCCGGGUGGUGGCAAAGGGGUCAGUGUCGUCCGGUGGGACAGACUGAACGACGUCCAGUACUCGAACCUACCCCCUCAACCGAGAGCUCGAGCGGGUCAUCAGAUGGUCAGAAUCGGAAGAAAGUUGUUGCUGUUUGGUGGUUUCGAUGGGAAAGAAGAUCUCGCAGAUCUAUGGACGGCGGACUUACCUUCACCAGGGGAGGACAUGCCGAUACUCUCAUGGAGGUUGAUCGAUCCGGGGAAAGAGGAAGAGAAGCCGGAUGGGGGUUCGUCUACUGAUCGACGACUAUGGCCACGCAAGAGGAGUUGUCAUCAGAUGGCAGUUGACGAACGAGAGGGAUGGGUUUACAUGCUCGGAUCACGCGUGACGAGGGAAGAUGAAGAAGCGUUCGCGGAGAGAAAGGCACAACAGGCGGGUGGGAACGGCGAGAACGGUGAUGCGAUGGAGGUCGAACAUCAUGGAGAGGGAAAUGGUUUUAGCUCAUGGGAUGGGAAGAGCGUUUACGCGAGUGAUUUCUGGAGGUACAAGUUCGUUGGGACGGAUAAGGGCAAGUGGGAGUUGAUCAGUGAGGAUACUGCGACGCAAGGGGGACCCAAGCUUCUGUGGGUGGACUCCGGUUGUAGGUCGAAAAAAUUCCGAACCAAGACUGAUGGUUACCGGGCCUUCGCUCCCACAGCUUCGACCACCAGAUGUUCCUCCACUCGGACUCGCAGAGACUUUUCGUGUUUGGUGGAAGAAUCCAACCUCCUGACGACGAGGAUGCGCUCGAGGAUCGCUACAGCGGAUUGUACUGCUUCGAUAUCGUGGAAAACAAGUGGUCACAUCUUUUGUAAGCUCAAACAACAUCCGUCGCCUCCGACUGGGAAGUACACUGACGACCGAUCGUUUCCGCAGUGGCGAUCCGACAUCGAACGACACUUUCCGUGCCGAGCGUCUACUGGGCCGGAUCGGGCAUUCCAUGUUCUUUGAUGCGCACUCGCACACCCUCUACAUCCUCGGUGGUCAACGAGGCGACGCCUACCUCGCCGACUUAUGGGCAAUCAAGUUCGUGGCCCCCAAUGCGGCCGACCUCGACCUUGACGAACCGGCCAGUGGUGCGAGUGAUGAUUCCUCCUUCUGGCGAGCCGGAGCCGUCAUCGCAGGCGUCUCGACCGCAACACCCGUCACGACGAUCGGCAACCCCACACUCUCUACUCGAUCACCUACGAUCCUCCAAGUCAUGCAAAAGAACGACGACGUUUCCCUCCCUUCACCUCUUGACGGUUCCGUCGGUCCUUCACCUUCCUUCACGCACCGCACAACGAUCGACCCUAGCACUCGAGAAUGGACGACGAUGACAGGUCUCGUCAAGCAUCAUCACGCCAGGAAAGAAGCACCUUCGAAUGAGGUGUGGACCUAUUCGACGACGAAUGGUCCAUCUAAGUGGGAUAAACUUGAGCAGAGGGGGGAAACGCCACCACCGAGGUUCGCGGCUAGUGUUGUUUACGACCCGUUGAGGAAGGAGCAUUAUUUGUUUGGUGGGAAUCCUUUCAAGGGAACCGAAGAGAGGUUGGGCGAUUUGUGGAGAGGAAGGGUCUUUCAGUGAGUACUUUCUUCAGAGGUCCAUUGACUCUCCGAUGGUGAAGCUAAUGCGCCGCUUGACUUAUCAGUCCCUGUCCGGACGAAGCGCUCCGCAUGGCUCGCUUCCUCGUCCGCAAACAACGGUCAGUCACCCUGCCACUGAUUUCGCACGAACCAGUGCUGACGAAAACGCUCUCUUCGCUUCCCCAGUUUCACCGAGAUGUGUCAAACCCGCCCCACGCUCAUCGCCCUACAAUAUCUGCAAGACUCGAUCUGCCAAGUCGUCGACCACACCGACGAAGACGAAGCUUCCGCCUUCCGUGCCUGCAUGAUCGCCGUCCUUUCCGCGCCUCCUCGCAACAACUGCGAAGUCGAUAUGAACGUCGAGAACGACCCAAGCGCUGCUUCUCCAACGACGUCGACGACGAAUUCGGUCGAUGAGAAUCAUGCCGUGCUUGGGGGGGAGUUGUAUACGAAGAGGCAUGAGUUGUUUGAGAAGUUGUUGGGCUUCGUGCCGGCGAGUGAGGCGCAACCCAAGGAGGACUUGAAGGAUGUGGCGACGCAGAUGAAGAGGGACAGAAUGUGA